AUGAUACAUGAAAUAAUCUUAAGUUUGAUAGGACAAACAGGAGAUAUAAUUAUUUUAGUAGAAAAAAAAAAAAGAACAUUAAGUGAAAAUAAUGUAAAUAUAGAUGAAUAUGGAUUCGAAGUAAAUAAUAAUAUUCACAUAUUUUUGAAUUCAGAAAUAAAAAUAAUUAAUGAAAUAGUAGAACUAGGUUAUUAUUUUUAUAUAAUAAAUUUAUUUUGCUUAUUAGUCAAAAAAAAUACCAUUUAUAAAAAUUUAACUCAUAUACACAAAUUUAAUAAAUUAAAUGAAGAAAAAAAAAAAAUUAAUAUUUCGAAUGAAAAUUCAGAGAGAGAUAACAAUACGUCAACUACGGUAAGUUCAACUUCAUUUAGUUCAUCUUCAUAUGAAUCAUCUACCAAUGAAAAAAGAGAAGGCAAGUAUAACUUGAAUACAUCUAACAAAAAAAGUAAUGUUAAAGAUAGAAAUGAAGUAGAUAAUUACUUUGGUGUUAUUUUAAAAAAUAUAAAAAGUUUGAAUAAUGUAAAUCCAUAUGGAUAUUAUGCAAAUGGUUUAUGCAAUGAAAUAAAUAAGUUUAUAAAUAAAUAUUUAAAAAAAAUUAGUGAAAUUGAAGAGUAUAUAAAUAAUAAUAAUAAUACUCCAUUAACGCAAAUAUUAACAAUGUUAGAAAAAAAAAGAGAAGAAAUAAUUAUAAUAAUAAAUAUCAUAAAGAAUUAUUUAGAAUUUCAGAAAAGAGAAGAACGAAACGUAUUGGAAGGGGAAAGUAGAAAUAAAACAAAAGAAAUUAUAGAUUAUUUGUAUGAAAAUUGUUUAAGUGGGAAUUCAAGAAUCAAAAGUAUUUAUUAUAAGUAUUUAAAAAAUUUAGGAAAAAUAUUGUUACAGCAAAUUUUUUCAUGGAUACUUUAUGGCCAAUUAAUAGAUCCAUAUUAUGAAUUUUUUAUUCAAAAAAGGCAAUUUAUUUAUUCAGAUGAUAAAAAAAUAUUUUUAUCACCGGAAGAAUUAUAUGAAAAUUUAACUUUGACAAAUGUACAAAGUUUAAAUUUUGAAUGGAACUAUUUAUUUUUUCAAUCAAUCUCUAAUCUUCCUGAAUGUUGUAUAGAUAAAAUUGUAGGAAGAAAAAUUCUCUUUAUAGGUAAAUCAGUACGUAUAUUAAUUAGGAGCAAUAAAUGGAAUACUAAUGAUAUAAUCAAAUUGUUUUCAAUAACAAAAAUAUUGUCAAAAGCUUUUAAUGAAAAACCUAAUAGAUCUUAUAAAAAGAAUAUUGCUAAUGAAAAUUAUAACAUGCAUCUUGAAAAUCAUACAAAUGAUAAAAGUGACUAUACAAGUGUCAUAUCAGAUUCAAGUAGAAGUUCUUCUAAUACUUCUUAUGAAAAAUCUUCUGAAUCAGAUAAGGGUUCAUUAAAUUUAUACUGCAAAGAAAUAUUUGAUAUUACUAUUGAAAAAAUUAGAAGCAUAAUAGCUUAUAAAUUAUGGAAAUAUAUAGUUAAGGAUAUAAAUUUAAUUAAAAUAUUUGACUUAUUUAAAGAUAUAUAUUUAUUAAAUAAUGGAGAUUUUUAUGAUUAUUUUUUAGAAAAAUCUUGGUCAUUAAUGCAUACCCCUCCAAACUCUAAAAAUGAAAUUCUUUUAAAAAUUUUAGCAUGGAAAAAUUCUUCCAUAUUAGUAGAAAAUUAUUGCAAAACUAAAUAUGAAAACAAAAAAGAUAAAUUAAAAUUAGAUAAUUAUGAAAAUACUCUUUUUGCAGAAUAUAGUAAUAAUGAAAAUGAAUCUAAUUUUUUUACUAGUGCAAAUACAUAUAUGUUUGAUACAGGUAAUGCUGAAAAUAUCAUUUCUAAAUAUUUUUAUCCGAGAAUAUCCCAUAAGAAAUUUUCUUAUGAUUCUUUUGAAAAAGAAAAAUAUGAUAAUUUAAUAUUAGGUGGUAUGAGUUAUAUUUAUGAUAAGAAAAUUGUUUUAAAUGAUUUUUUUAAAGGAAUACAAACUCUGUCUAAAAAAAAGUAUUAUGAUUAUGAUAAUAUUUUUAGUGUAUGUAUUAACAACUACAGACAACAAAUAUUAAGAGGAUUUAAACAUGGAUUUGAUUUUUCUGUUAAUUUUAAUAAUUUUUUUGAUAAUAAAUCAAUUUACACAGAAAAAAAAGAAACCGAUACAAAUAAAAAUAGUAUAAAUAAUAACACGAAUAAUUUAUUAAUGGAAAAUGAUUUCCUUGUGGGGUCAUGUUUUGCUUUGGUUAUUCAUUCUGUAAAGAAUCCAUUACUGUAUAAAACAGAUUUAUUAGAUAGCUCUUUAGGAUAUUGGGGAUCUUUGGGUGAUUGUUUAUCUGUUGAAAUAAAAGUAAAAUUUUAUGAAAAAAAAGAUGAAAAAAAAAAUUUAAAGGAAAAUAAGAUAAAUAGUAAUAAUGAAUACUCAAAUAAUUUAAAUGAAGUAAUUUUAGGAGACGUAGAAGUGGAAGUAUCUCUAUAUAUAGGAGGAAAAGGAAUUUCUUCAUUUGUUCAUAACAAUAACAGCUACUCUGUUGAUUACACAAAGGAAUCCAUUUUAAAUAAUAAAUUGUUAGAAGGUAGCAUAAACAAAGAAAAGAAAAAAAGAUACGACGAUAUAGAAAAUGAAGAAAAUUAUUUAAAAAAAAAUAAAAAUAAUAUAGAUGAAACAAAUGAAGAUGACAUGUUAAAUGAAUAUAUGUAUCAUGAUAAUAAGAAACAAACAAAACUUCCUGUAUUAAAAAUUCAGAGUAAUAAACAAACUUUUUCUGAUAUUAACAAAAAUACUUUAACUAAAUUCCGUGUGAGAAUAAACUGCUUAAAGCAUUCAUUUAGUGUAUAUAUUCAAAAACUAGAUGAAUAUAAUAUAAACUUCAUUAAUCAGAAAAAUAAGAUAAAACCUAUUAUACACAUUAGAGCUUUAGAUAUGACACAAGCCUUUACCUUAGAUAUUGGUAAUGCAUAUAUAGGAUUUUAUACAUGUCCAAUAUUAUUUAAACAUAAGUUACUAAAAAAAAAGAGUAAGUUAAAUGAAUGGUUUAAAAAUUUUUAUGCAGAAACAUUAAAUGUUGAAUCUACUGUUUACAAAAAGAAUUUUUUUAAUAUAGAAAAUGAAGAAAAUAAAGAAAUAAUACAAAAAGAAAUUAAUAAUAUAAAUAAAAUUAUCUUGUAUAAUAACAAUGCCAAUGAACUAGAUAAAAUAAAUUAUAAAAAAAAAAAAAAAAAACAUAAAUCAAAAAAAUUGUUAUUUAGCUCGUAUGACUGUUCAGUUGAAAUAUAUAAAUGGUUUCAUCAAUCCUAUAAAUCUCCUAUAGAAAUUCCUGAAAUUGAUAUAGAUAAUGAAACAUUAAUAUUUUAUGAUAAGCAAAUAGAUAAAAAUAUAAAAAUUCAUAGUGGUUUGAAUUUAUGGAAUAAUAUUGAAAUAUAUUUUAAACUAACGUGGCCAAUAGCUUUAAUUAUCAAUACUAAUACUAUAUAUACAUAUAAUUCUAUAUUUCAAUUUUUGUUUCUUUUAGGUAGAAUUUAUUAUAACUUAAAAAUUUUGUGUUAUCACAAUAGGCAUUUAUAUAAAUAUUUAAAUUAUAAAAGAGGAACCUUAUUAUUUUCUUAUUUAUUUUCUAUUAGAUAUAAAAUGCAAUUCUUCUUUUUUCAUUUAAUUAAAUAUUUACAAGAAGAUAUUAUUAAUUAUGAAUAUAAACUAAUGACUACACAAAUUCAUAAAUCCAAAGAUUUUGAAUAUACAAAAUCUAUUCAUGAUUUAUAUAUUUCUCAAAUAGCAACAAAAUGUUUUUUACGUGUUCAAAAUAUAACUACUCCGUUAAUUGAGCUAAUUGAUAUAACUUUUAAAUUUUGUUAUUUUUUUCAAUGCUUAAUUGAAAACGAGUUAUUUACAGAUAUUUUAAAUUAUGAUAUGAUUAAUGAAAAAGAAGAAAAUAAAAGUUUAGAAGAAACUGAUAAUAAAAAUAACGAAAACUAUGAUGAUAAAAAUGAAGAUUUAAAUCAGGUUAUUGAAAAAUUAUUACAAUAUAAUGACACUUUUAAUGAAAAACUUAUUUGUGUUGUAAACGAAAUGAUAAAUAUAAGUUCUAAUUCUAAUCAUGCUUACCUUGUUCAUUUUAUAACCACAUUAGAUUUUAAUAAUUAUGUGACUAAGAUAAAAGAAUCGAGAACAAAAAUGAAAAAUGAAAAUAUAGAGAAAACGAAACAAAUUCAAGAUGACACUAUGGAUAUCAAUAAAAAUAUUCAUUUAAAUAAAAACAAUGAUAACAAAAUGGAAUAUGAAGAUAUAGAAAACAUAAAUAUGAGUGAUAACUGUUACUUAGAUAAAAAAGAACUAUAUUCUAACAACCUUUUAAAUGACACAAAUACUUCAAUAAAUGACAUAUCACAAAAUAUACAAAAGAUAAAUGAAAUAGAUAAUAAUAAUAAUUUUAUUAAAAAAAGAAUAGUUAAUAAUUUUAAUAAUUUAUUGUAUAAUAAUAUUGAUAAUAAUAAAAAUUUACAAAAAAAUAAUAUAAAUGAAUACAGUCUCAGUAAUAUGCCUACACAAGCUAAUAAAAAUUUUUUGAAUAAUAAUAUAAAUAUAACAAAUAUAGAUUACAACAAUAAUAAUACUUUAAAUAAUAAUUACCUAAUUAAUAAAUACUCAAAUAUAUUGAAUAGUUAUAUGAAUAAUAGCAAUAAUAGUAAUUCAAUUUAUAACUUACCAAAAAAUUAUGCUAAUAAUUCUAAUUUGAAUUCAUAUAAUUCUAUAUUAGAUACAGCAUAUUUAAGAGACACAAAUCAUAUGAAUAAUACUUCUAAUGUUCUACAUAAUAAUAUUAGCAAUUAUAACAUUUGUGAUUUUGAUUUAAAAUUAAAUAUGAAUAAUAAAUUAAAUUAUGAAAGUAAUAUAUCAAAAAAUAUCAAUAGUACUAACCAAAAUAUAGAUAUAGGUAAUAAUAAUAACCUAUAUGAUCAAAAUUCAAUUAACAUUAGAAAUAACAUCAACAGUGGUGUAACAAAUAAUUUAAACAAUCUUAUUGAUUUAAAUGUUAAAAAUAAAUUCAAUGUGCAAAAUUUAAUAGAUAAUUACAAUUAUAACUAUGAUAAUUCAUCUAAUAAUUAUUCUUUUAAUAACUGUAGUUUGAAUAAAUAUGAUAAUACAUCUCAAUUAUAUAACACAACUAACUUAUCUAAUUAUAGCAACAUACCAUUAAAUAUUUAUCAGAAUGAAAACAAUAUAAAUGAAAUGAAUAAGAAAAACAAAAAACAUUAA
This is a messenger RNA of Plasmodium gallinaceum, 5229 nucleotides long. RefSeq names its product conserved Plasmodium protein, unknown function. The transcript has a single exon. The record is from RefSeq and is a predicted model, not a curated record. Gene Ontology annotation, cellular component: centrosome; gamma-tubulin complex; spindle pole. NCBI's taxonomy places the organism in Eukaryota, Apicomplexa, Aconoidasida, Haemosporida, Plasmodiidae. The coding region runs from base 1 to 5229 and encodes 1742 amino acids. Gene Ontology annotation, biological process: microtubule nucleation; meiotic cell cycle; cytoplasmic microtubule organization. Gene Ontology annotation, molecular function: gamma-tubulin binding; microtubule minus-end binding.